This is a messenger RNA of Cyprinodon variegatus (sheepshead minnow), 6053 nucleotides long. RefSeq names its product sphingomyelin phosphodiesterase 3 (gene smpd3). The record is from RefSeq and is a predicted model, not a curated record. Gene Ontology annotation, cellular component: cytoplasm; extracellular region. Gene Ontology annotation, biological process: sphingomyelin metabolic process. The transcript has 10 exons. Lineage: Eukaryota; Metazoa; Chordata; Actinopteri; Cyprinodontiformes; Cyprinodontidae. Gene Ontology annotation, molecular function: sphingomyelin phosphodiesterase activity. Bases 589 to 2757 code for a protein of 722 amino acids.
AGGGAGCACUCUGCCCGCCGCUCAGUCACACAGCCAGCGGGCUCAGGCGCUCCGUGGCUCGAUCGGCUCUCUUUACUCCACGGGGAAUCAGCGGCUCCUGGAAUUUCCACGCACCGAGGAGCCCUUUUUUAACCGCAGCUCCUGUGGGAACAGUUUCUAACAAGGCCGCAGGAAAUCAUGAUGUUUAAUGGAGGCCCCCUUCGGAGGUCAUUGGAGUCUUUGCAAUCAUAGACCUGGCAUCAAGGAAGCGAUUCUCAUAAUGGCAACAAGCUACCUUCAGCCUAUGCUUCUGAAGCCCUCCUGUGGAGGGUGUAAUAACUGAGGGAGGGAUAGUGAGUCUGAGAAAAGCUUCCACCUGCAGAUGAAAAUCAUUCAAAACAUGUAGUGUUCCUUUCUCCAAAGAGGGGGGAGGGUGUAAACUGGAUUUUGAUUGCUUUUUACUUUCUUCUGUUCAUGUAAUCACUGAACAGAUUUGUGGUUGAUUGUUGAGUGUAUGUGGGUGUUGGCAGAGAGUGCAGGGUGAGGAGAAAGGAAAGUGAAAGAGUGGAGAAAAAAAAAGAGAGAAAGAACAGUAGAAGAAAGGAAGAGAUGGUCCUCUACACCACCCCAUACUCCAGUGCCUGUCUGCACUUCCUGGAUGGCAUGUCGUGGAGCCUGGUGUUUCCCUCCUACUGGCUCCUGGAUCGACUCCUGGCCUCUUGUGUGGCCACCUCACUGGAGAAGCGCCAGCGCUCCCAAGACCCCUGCUCCUUCCUCACCCUGUGUGUCCUGAUUGCUGCCCCCCUUUAUCUGCUACUCUUCCUCGCAUCUCUGCCUUUUGCCCUCCUGGGUUUCAUCAUUUGGGCUCCCCUACAGGCUGUUCGCCAGCCUUACCUGUACACAUAUCGAAGGCCAGAUAAGAACCAGGCAGAGGAAGGUCAGGCUGGACCAGGUGGCACUGGAACUGCGGAUUGGAGGCCACAAGGCAGAAGUUUCUGUUUCUGCAGUGCCAAUGUUUGUCUCCUCCCGGACUCCCUGGCCAGGUUCAACAACUUAUCAGACACCCAGAGGAGAGCUCGCGAGGUGGGCAAGAGAAUCCGCAAUGGAGCAAGCCGGCCUCAGAUUAAAAUCUAUAUUGAUUCGCCAACCAACACAUCCAUCAGUGCUGCAUCCUUCAGCAGUCUUGCCACAGGUUUCCGCCGCACUUCAUCCCUGGACCAGCGUCCAGAACAAGUCCACACCACCAAUGGCCCAGCAGAAAAUGAAAUCGAGACCAUCACAGAGUGCCCUGUCCACACUUCAGUUGCCACCGAUUGCCCCGUUCACCCAUCUUCAGGAGACCAGAGUUUUAUCAAUUGUCCCGUUCACGAAGCUGGGUCAGAUGCCACAACAGAUUGCCCCCUCCACCAUGCAGGGACCAACAACAAUUCAGACUGUCCAAUCCACCCCUCAGGUGAUACCACUGACUGCCCGAUGCAUUCGACAGGUGGUCAGAAUGACUCUGGCCAUCGUGACUGCCCAAUGCACGGGGAGGAAGCACAGAAAAAACCCUCCACAGAGUGUCCACUUCACACCUCAGCAGUUCAGAUCAGCAUCAGUGCCCCAGAACCAGACCCCCAGGAGGAGGAGGCUGAGACUGGAAAUCAUAGAGAUUUGCCAGGAGGAGACACAGGGAGCAUCACUGCCUCUCGGGAGUCUCUCACUCGUUACCAUAGUGGCGACAAUGCAGUAGGGAUAUCCUCCAACAACACUCUCUCUCAUGUGCCACGCACGUCAAUCUUCAAACGCCCUGGAAGGAAACGUCGACAUGGAGAUGAAAUGUUUGACCAUGAGAUCUCUGCUUUCUUCCCUGCCAACUUGGAUUUUCUGGCUCUACAGGAAGUGUUUGACCAUGGAGCAACAACAAGACUCCGACAUCAGUUACAUCGCUAUUUCCCCUAUGUGCUGAGCGAUGUCGGGCGUUAUGGCUGGAAAGGCUGCUGCUCCAGGUUCAAAUUCUUGAACAGUGGCCUAAUGCUGGCCAGCCGCUACCCUAUCCUGGAUGCCCGAUAUGAAUGUUACCCCAACGGUAGAGGAGAAGAUGCAUUGGCCGCCAAGGGGGCAUUGUUUGCUAAGGUCCAUGUGGGAACCUCCCAUCAGGAGCAGAGAGUUGUGGGAUACCUCACUUGCACGCACCUCCACGCCAUAGAAGGCGAUUCAUCGGUCCGGUGCGAGCAGCUGGACCUCCUCCUCCAAUGGGGGGCCGAGUUUCGGCAAUCCUCAUCCCAAUCCCCAGAAGGAGAGAAGGUGCUGGAGGACCUGGUGGCCUUUGAUGUCAUCUUGGGAGACCUCAACUUUGAUAACUGCUCUUCAGAAGACAAGCUGGAGCAGCAGCACACAGUUUUUACUCAGUACAAGGACCCGUGUCGCCUAGGGCCAGGGGAGGACAAACCAUGGGCUCUGGGCACUCUGUUGGAUCCCAGUGGCCUUUAUGACGAAGACGUCAGUUCACCUGAAAGUUUACAAAAAGUGAUGGAGAACGAAGAGGGGAGAAAGGAGUACCUGGUGUUUCCUCCCAGUAAGAAUCAGUGUCCUGCCAGUGGUCAGAAGGGGCGGAAAAUCCCACUGAAGGGGAAUGGCCGCCGGAUAGACUACAUCCUCUACAGCGACGAGAGCAUUCAGCAGGACUGGAAAGUGGACAUCGAAGAGUUCAGCUUUGUGACACAGCUGGCCGGCCUCACAGACCACCUCUCUGUGGCCAUGAGACUGGCUGUUUCCACCGGGGAAGAGGAGCCUUAGAUCCAUCGCCUGACUUUUAGGACUUCUUUCAUUUUACUGCCAUGGAAGAAGGAUUAAUUAAUUAAAUGAAACCAGGAAGUUCAGAGUUUACAGAUACAGAGCAGCAUGGGGAAAGACUGGAGGGACAGCGAGUGGAUGAGUAAAUCAGUGGAAGAACGCUUUAAAGAAGAAAGACGAAAGUGAAAAGAGAAAAUGCUGACAAGGAGAGAUACGCUGGGGGAAUUCAGAAAGGAAGUCAGAAUUUUUAUUUUCAUCUUCCCGGGUAAAUUACCCACAGAUUCACACUGAACACUGCGACUUUGAGACUGUUGGCCUUUUCCUCCGACCCUCCUGAGUCCAAAGGGUUUGUUUGGAGUGUUUCAUGUAGCCAAUGCACACACUUGUUUUAUCGGAUCUGUCUUAGGACGUAGAUAAAGUAUGAUUCUUAUUUUUAUGACUCUACCUUCAGGGACAGCUGGAUGGUCAUUGUUCAGUGUAUGAAAGAAGAACAUAAAACUGAGGUGAAGCUGCUGACCAGCCUUUACAGUGACCAUCUGUGACCUUGUGUUGUGUUUCUUCCUUCCCUGAAAGUUUUCGGUCAGUUUAGCUGUUGGUCGUCUUCUGCGCUGACCCCCCUCACAUCAUUCCCAAAACCUCAACAAGUGUCUUUUUUUCUUACCAACUAAGCUCACUAAAACAAGAAAAGAAAUGAGUUUCUAUUACAGACGCUCCACUUUUUAUAAAAUGUAUAAUGCCUGUUUAAUAUGAAAUUAUGUUUCUAAGGGACGGUAAAGGUUGGAUUCAAUGUGAUGCUCUCAGCAUGUUCUUUAGAUAUUAUUAGGAUGAAUUUGAGGAGAGUUUUUUUCUUUUUUUGAUAAAGCUCCAUUGAUGCAUGAAGGUUAAAGGUUAACUACACUGUUAUAACACCCUGACUUGAGAUUGGAUGCCUCAAGGUGCAUUUUGCCCUGAAACACUCACUGCAGUAUACUAUUGUGCAUGUUGAAAACAAAGAAAGGAGUACAAAUGAAGAACGGGAGUUAGAUAACAAAAGCACACAACCCCACUUUCUGCAGAAGAUAACAGUUUGUAGGAAACCCUAAUAGCAAUCAUCAUCAUUAUGACUGUCCCCAAUAGAAAAUGGCUUUGUGAUUAGUUAGAAAUCUGUGAAGCUGCAUUGCUUUAUUUUCAAUUAUUUGUCACAUAGAUUUGUCCGCUCAUUAACCACAUUUCUAUAUAGGACAAAGAUAACCCUGGUUAACACACACACACAAAAAAAAUGUUUUCUAAAUUAUUGAGUCUAUUUAUUAUAGAAGUGCAACAACUGUAUUCAAGUGUUGGAGGUCAAAACAGGUUUAUAUCCAUGUAUAGGAGUACUGAUCUAUUAUCUUUAAUUUAGACACAUUUAAAGGGCUAGAAGCUAAAGCGGCCUGUUAUAAAUUCAAGACUUUGACUAGACCCACUAUAAAAUCAUCAUUGAUCAUUGUGUGACCCAUUCCGAGGUUGAUAUCACUCACCAUCGGCCCUGUUUUUAAUUCAGUGUUUAACAUCGAUCAGGUUUUAUCAGAAGGGGAGGGGACAAAUGUUUCAGGUCUUAUAAUCACAAAAUACCCUUUAGCUGGUUAAUCCCUCACUACAGUUCAUGACCAUUUUCAGGGGAAGGUUUUUACUUUUAUUUAAGUCUACUUGUGAAUAAUUCCAACAGGAAAAGACUCCUAAACUUGAAGGAUGAGCUUAUGUUUUUUUUUUUGACACACGCCAGGGAACUUUAUGACCUUUAGGUUCUUUUCUAUAGCUGCCUUCAAACCUGGCACGAAUAUGACAAAUCAAAACGCACGUAGACAAGCCUCCUAUCUGAUGUUAGGGACAGAUUUUAAUGAUAAAUGACACUUGUUAUGAUAAUAAUUAAAUAUGGAUAGCGGACCGUCCCCAUUAGUUCCAAUCCUCCUCAUGCUAAACAAUGUUUACAGUCAUUUUUAAGCACCAACCUUCUUCUGAGUCACUCCAGGGGAGUCCCCAGACUGUAAACUGUUGUAAAAACACACAAUUAUAGACAGGUUGCAGAACUGUGGCCCCCUGGGUAUAACAGCAUCUGAAUGAGUCAGAAACAUACCAGGUGUUGUGUAUGAUAGUUCUUGUUUUACAGUGAGUCCAGAGGUCACCUGGCAGCUCGGCCACGCUCCGUCUCUUUAUGACUCACAUAUUGUAAUAAUGAAGAAAAUACUAUUUUUCUGCGAAAUGGUUUGUUUCAUAUUUUCUGAUUCACUAAUUGUGUGGUAAUGUACAGGUUGUUUUUUCUCUGAUCCCAGAAAGGUUCUCUUCAUUUCCUUAGAAUUGCAGUCUUUAAAAAGGGUGAAAACCUGUUUCUUUCAUGAUUAGGCUUUUAAUGUCAGGAAAUUAGAAUGCUGCUGCAUGUGUUACCACAGUUUAAAAUAUUUAAACGCUUUGAUAUACAAGAAUUGUUUAAUGACACAUACAUUUGAGGCGUCCUGGUUGUUUGGCUGCAAAGCAAAUCCAUAUCAUCACCCCUACACCACCGUGCUUGCCAGUUUGUAUUAGGGCAUUUUUAUGGAUAUGCUUUUUUUUCCCUCCCUUUUCUCACUACAUGCCACCGUGCAUUAUGGCCAGACGUCUCUAAUUUUGUCAUCUAAGUCACAGCGGCUUAUUUCUUUCAGAAAGAGGACGCUAUCUCCUGGUAAGCCACCCAAAAAAGCCACUUUUUGGAUUUUUACCAUCAUUUCAAUACUUUUAACAUGAUAACACGAGCUAGCUGGGGGCUGUAAAAGCUGAAGUUUGUGUGAGCAGCAAAAGUGAUUCUCUAAAUCUAUUUUAUAAUCUUUUUUUUCCCGCUUUCGCAUUGCGUGUGCUUCAUAGCAGCUAACUGCCAGAGCUCCUGCUUUUACAGAGGGGACGUAUUAAUCCAGUGCAUUAUUAUUAUGACCCGAAGCUUGCUGGUUUCCUUCAGAAAACCAGCAGCAAUUGUAUACGUUGUUUUCAUACUGAGCUUUAUUCAGUUUUGAUUCUUCUUUUUUUAAUAACUCAAGACUGGGUGGAAUGUUUACACUUUAGAUUAGACUAAAACAAAAUAUUUGUAAAAACCAGCUCAUAUUUUUCAUUUCUUAAUAUGGAAGACCCAAGAAUAAGGAAGAGGGUGUACUUUUUAUUUUAAAGGUAUAGUUCAGGAUUUUCUUUUUGUGGGUGGAUCAUCAAAAUAAGUGGUCCUCCUAAUUGUCAGUCAUUCUGGUGAUAUGUUUACGCAAGGCCGUCUUACGUGCUCUUCCCAAUUUUCACUUACCGGUGAGUCUGACAUAGUGGAAAAA